Motacilla alba alba is the source of this 3731-nucleotide messenger RNA. Its product is annotated as rho guanine nucleotide exchange factor 11-like. NCBI's taxonomy places the organism in Eukaryota, Metazoa, Chordata, Aves, Passeriformes, Motacillidae. Gene Ontology annotation, biological process: G protein-coupled receptor signaling pathway. The coding region runs from base 1 to 3564 and encodes 1187 amino acids. The record is from RefSeq and is a predicted model, not a curated record. Gene Ontology annotation, cellular component: cytoplasm. The transcript has 32 exons. Gene Ontology annotation, molecular function: guanyl-nucleotide exchange factor activity; G protein-coupled receptor binding.
AUGAAGCUCUCCCUGGAUCCUGAGGGUCGGAUCCUUGGGAAUUUCCCGCAUUCCCGCAUUCCCGCAUUCCCGAAUCCCCGCAGGUUGAGCGGCCUCUCCUCGUCCCUGGGCGAGUCCCCCUCGGAGCGGAGCUCCCCCGGCCACCGCCGGCAGCCCCCGGACGCCCCCGAGGCCACAGGGCUGGUGCAGCGCUGCGUCAUCAUCCAGCGGGACCAGCAUGGCUUCGGCUUCACCGUCAGCGGCGACCGCGUGGUGCUCGUGCAGUCCGUGCGGCCCGGGGGCGCUGCCAUGAGGGCCGGCGUGCAGGAGGGCGACCGCAUCCUCAAGGUGAACGGCACGAUGGUGACCAACAGCUCCCACCUGGAGGUGGUGAAGUUGAUCAAGUCCGGUGCCUACGUGGCCCUGACCCUGCUGGGCUCCCCGCCCGGCCCCGUCGGAAUUCCGGGAUCCCGGCAGGAGCCGGAGCCCGCGGGGGGUCCCCAGGGGCCCCCCCAGCGCAUCACGGAGCCCAGGCCCCUGCAGGACCCCGAGGUGCAGCGGCACGCGGCGCAGAUCCUGCGCAACAUGCUGCGCCAGGAGGAGGCCGAGCUCCAGCGGUUCCAGGAGCUGCUGCAGCGGCAGCCGGGCGCGGCGCUGGAGGAGCAGCUGGAGGGCGCGCGGCGCCGGCUGGGGCAGCUGCAGCUCAAGGUGCUGCAGGAGGCGCGCGCCGCCCCGGAUUUGGGCUCCUGGUGCCCGGAGGGGGAGGUUCCCCGGGGCCCGCCGGGGUCCCCGCAGCUCCCGGGGCGAUUCCCGAGGGAGCCCCAGGACGCGGAGCCGGGAACGGAGCCCGGCCCCGAGCGCCGCCCGGCCCUGCCGGAGGUGUCCCGGAAUUCCGGCUUUUCCAAGCCCGGCAGCCCCCGGAGCUCCCCCGUGCUCGGCUCCCGCCUCGCCGCGGAUCCGGGAUCGGGGAGGCCCCAAAUCAUCGGCCCCGAGGAGGAUUGCGAGCCUGGGAGCGGCAGCAACGAGAGCGAUUCCGUGUUCCAGGAUUUGGGAAUUCUCAAAUCCCGCCCGGCCCACUUGGCCGUUUUCCUGAGGUUCCUCUUCUCCCAGGCCGAUCCCACUCCUCUGCUCUUCCACCUGUGCUGCGAGGUUUGCUGCCGGCAGAGCCCCCGCGACGGCCGCGCCCUGGCCCGGGACGUCUGGAGCAUCUUCCUGGACAGGGCGGCGCCGCUGCGGGUGAAGCUGCCGGAGCAGCUCCUGGCUGAGAUCGAGCUGCGCCUGCGGAACGGCGGCGAGCUGCGGCCGGCGCUGCUGGAGGCGCAGGAGUUCGUCGUCCCGGAGAUCCAGGAGCAGCUCCAGGACUACAGGACGAAGCGCACGCUGGGGCUGGGCAGCCUCUACGGCGAGAACGAGCUGCAGGAGCUGGAGCCGCGCGGCCGCGGCCGGGAGCCACCGGAGCCACCGGGGCCACCGGAGCCACCGGAGCCACCGGGGCCACCGGGGCCAGCGGGGCCAGCGGGGCCAGCGGAGCGCCGGCAGCGCGAGCGGCUGCUGGCCGAGCGCCAGAUGGGGCACCUGGGGGACAUCCUCUCCAAGUACGAGGAGGAGCGGAGCUCUCCCAUGGCCUUCGCCCUCAGCACCUUCAUGGCGCACGCCGGGAUCCGGCCCCGCGAGGGCCGGGAAUGCCGGGAGGGGCGGGAAUGCCGGGAAUGCCGCGGCCCCGGAGCCCCCGAGAAGCUCCCGGACAAGGACAAGUGGCUGCCCUUCUUCCCCAAGGCCAAGAAGAGCAGCAGCUCCAGGAAGGAGAAGGAGCAGAGGCAGAACCCGAUCCUGAAAUACAUCGGGAAACCCCGGAGCUCCUCCCAGAGCACAUUUCAUGUCCCCCUGUCCCCUGCCGAAGCGGUGAAGCCGGGCAACGUCCGGACCAUGAUCCAGCACUUCGAGGGCGGCCACGGGGAGCCCGCGGAGCCGGGCGCGCAGCGCCUCUCCACCGGCAGCAUCCCCGAGGGGCUGCUGCAGCCCGACAGCUCGCGGGGCGAGGCGCGCCUGGGCCGCUCGGAGUCGCUGAAGGGGCGCGAGGAGCUGCGGCGCUCGCGGCGCGCCGAGCCCGUGCCGCGCUCCCGCAGCGACGUCGACAUGGACGCGGGCGGCGAGACCCCCCGGCUGCACUCGGCCUCCUCCUCCGCCUCCAGCCUCUCCAACAGAUCCCUGGAAAACCCCACCCCCCCCUACACGCCAAAGAUGGGGCGCAGGAGCUUGGAUUCCCCCAGCCCGGCCUUCGGCCCCGACGCCUUCCUCCCUCACCUGCUGGAGGACGAGCAGGGCCCCGCGCCCGACCUGGAGCCGGAGCCCGACCCCCAGAACCCCCCGAAUUCCCAGGGCUCCCCGAAUUCCCAGGGCUCCCCGCACUCCCAGGGCUGGCAGCAGGGCUCCCCCAGCUCGCAGAGCUGGCAGCACUCGGUCAGCCGGGAGCUGCUGGCCAGCCUGUCCCAGCGCGACGUGGACCGCCAGGAGGUCAUCAACGAGCUGUUUGUCACCGAGCUGUCCCACCCGCGGGUGCUGUCCCUGUGUCCCCAAUGUGUCCCCAAUGUGUCCCCAAUGUCCCCAGAGCUGUUUGUCACCGAGCUGUCCCACCUGCGCAUCCUGCGCGUUCUGGAUUUGCUUUUCUUCCAACGCCUGCGCCGGGAGCAGCUCCUGAGCCGGGAGGAGCUGGGGCUGCUCUUCCCCAACCUGCCCGACCUCAUCGACGUGCACAAUUCCUUCUGGGAAUCCAUGAGGAGGCUCCGGGAGGAGCAGGGACCCCUCAUCGGCGACAUCGGCGACCUCAUGCUGGCCCGGUUUGAGGGCGCUGCCAAGGAGGAGUUCCAGCGCGCGGCCGCCGCCUUCUGCUCGUCGCAGUCGGUGGCGCUGGAGCUGAUCCGCACCAAGCAGCGCAAGGAGAGCCGCUUCCAGCUCUUCAUGCAGGAGGCCGAGAGCCACCCGCAGUGCCGGCGGCUGCAGCUGAAGGACCUGCUGAUCGCCGAGAUGCAGCGGCUCACCAAGUACCCGCUGCUGCUGGAGAGCGUCCUCAAGUGCACCCCGGCGGGCUCGGCGGAGCACCAGAAGCUGCUCCGUGCGCGCGAGCAGAGCCGGGCGCUGCUGCGGGCGGUCAACGAGGCCGUGCGGCGCGCCGAGAACCGGCAGCGGCUGCGGGAGCACCAGCGGCGCCUGGACACCUCGGCGCUGGAGAGGAGCAGCAACCCGCUGGCCGCGCAGUUCCGGAACCUGGACCUGACCGCGCACCGGAUGAUCCACGAGGGGCCCCUGACCUGGAGAGUGGGCAAGGACAAGAGCGUGGAGCUGCAGGUGCUGCUGCUGGAGGAGCUGCUGGUGCUGCUGCAGCGGCAGGACGAGCGCUGGCUGCUCAAGUGCCACGGCCGCGGCGGCGACGCCAAGCAGAGCUUCAGCCCCGUGCUCAAGCUCAGCUCGCUGCUCGUGCGCUCCGUGGCCACAGACAAGCGCGCCCUGUUCAUCAUCUGCACCUCGGAGCUGGGGCCCCAGAUCUACGAGCUGGUGGCGCUGACGCCCUCGGAGAAGAACACGUGAGGGAAACGCUGGAAAACCCCCCGGGAAGGGCUGGAAAAACCCCCGGGAAGGGCUGGAAAAGUCCCUGGGGGAUGAGGUCCUUGGGAAGGGCUGGGAUUCCUCCAUCCAGGGGAUGAGAUCCUUGGGAAGGGCUGGGAAACUCCCCGGGAAGGGCUGGGAUUCCUCCC